GUGUGAGUUGACCUCCUUUCCCAAUUCAUAUUGCGGGAAUUGUCACCUUGUAGCAAUUCCUCAACCGAUCGGCACUGUUCCAUUGAAUGCAUUCCUCGGUGGAACAUCGACAUUCUCAUUCUUUUCGUUUUUCUAUGCCCUGCACGGAGUGUCAAUUGUAUCACCAUUAUAGUGCUGGUAGAGUCGUGUGGGAUUGAAGAGGAGGGCCCAGGGAGAGAGAGCGAGAGAGAGAGAGAGAGAGAGAGAGAGAGACGGCGCUUCAUCCAUCAGAAAGCUGCUUGUUUGGAGCUUUUCUCUGAGAGUAUGCAGUCAGUCGUGAGAUUUCUUUGUUUUCUUAUGUGGGGAUUUGCGCAGUUUAUGUCCACCCACGCCAUGGAUUCAACGACCCUUGACAAGGUGAAGUGUUGUAUUGGAUCUGAUUGAGUGACGUUGUCUACAUGUUUAUGAGGUUUUUGCUCCGGGUGCAGGAGGAUUGCUUGGCGGUUUUUCGAGGCGAAACAUGACGAUCCAUCGGAAUGCAGGGAAGGUGGAGUUGUCAGAAAUGUACGCAGUGAAGCAGCUGGCUGCCAACGAGUAUGCGCACACGGACCCGCUCACUACCCCUGUCGAGAAAUGCUUCGACUGGGGAAAAGAGCUGGGAGACUUGGUGGAAUGUCAUGGCAGAGAGUUUUACUUGGUGGUAUUCCGCUCCAUCCGAAAGUCCACCGCCAAUUCUGAGAUGCUGUACAAGGCAGAUGCCGCAGCACAGGAGGAGGCACGCAUCAGCGGCGGGCUGCUCAAGUAUUGGUACGGAAUUCUGAACGAGCGGCGCGAGUGCUUAGCGAUGUGCAUUUGGGCGAGUCGGGACGACGCGGUGAAGGCAAUUCACAAGCCAGCGCACCGUGUGGCCAUGAAGCUGGCCUCCGCCAUGUAUGACAUGUACACUUUGGAGCGAUAUUGCCUCAAAAUUGAUGAGAAACUAGUCCCCACUUUCACGCUUCUCGGAAGCCUGUCCUAUUGAUCUGGUCAAGUUGGCAGCAACUUCCCAAUUGUAGACUCUUUGUCUAGCAUAGUACUCUGCAGUAAUUUUAGUGUUCGAUGUGAACUUAAUCCACAGAUUCAAGGCCAAUUCCUUGCUGCAAAUUGCAUGAUGUGCAAAACCAGGGCAUUAUGUAAAUAAUUUUUUCUCUCGAGAUCUCAA
This is a messenger RNA of Physcomitrium patens, 1180 nucleotides long. The record is from RefSeq and is a predicted model, not a curated record. Lineage: Eukaryota; Viridiplantae; Streptophyta; Bryopsida; Funariales; Funariaceae.